UACCUGAAUGCUUGAAUUGGCUAGAUCAGACAAGUAAAAGAAAACGACGGCAUGAUGAGUUACAACAUUUACCUGAUGUUCUGGAGUCAAAUAUUGCAUAUCAAGUUCUUGUGGAAAGCACAGAAGAGAUUAAGGAAUAUUUUUCUGAUGAUUUUUCAGAAAUCGCAAGCAAGCUGCUUCAGAUGAAUCUGAUCACUGAAAGAGAGAGAAGUGUUAUAACUGAUACAAAUAUUGGGCAAAAUAAGUAUCAACGGAUGGAAAAAUUAAUGGAACAUGUUAAAGUUGCAGUUAAAAUUAAGGAGUCUGUUUUCUUCCUCUUCUUAAAUAUUUUUAAUGAAAAAGGCACUCAACCUGCUAUGGAAUUUGCUCGAACACUCAUGGAAAGAUAUAAAGAUAAACUCUCUGAUGCUCAUCUGGAGUCAUUGUCAAAAAGAGCCAAACAUUGAUAAAGGGUUAAAAUUAACAAGUUACAAUGGCAGUUUGUCCAGAGCCAGCAGGAAAGUGGUGGCAGGAGCACUCACAGAGUCUGAGACGAAUAUUGGAGGUUCUCUUAUCCUUCGGUUGUGGUGUAUUGAAUAUUAUUAGCUUUGGUAGCCCUUAUUGGCUAGACCUGGGGGAGAAUGGUCAUAUGGGUCUGUGGCAGAAUUGUAGUAAUACGAAGUGUCAGGGUCUAUCAAACCCAUCAGGUGCUGUUAUUGGUGUAAGAGCAAUGCUGUGUAUGUCAUUAAUGUCAGGAUUGAUUGGCUGGGCUGUUGGUAUGGUAGCACUGAUAGCUCAUAAACCUCGUUUCUUAUUCACAGUUGCACUGGCCUUUGGAAUACAAGCUUUCCUGUGGUUCAUUGGUCUAUUGGUGUACACAAAAGAAUUGAAGUCCAACAAAGGAGCCAGUCAAGGAUGGUCAUACUCUAUAGGAUGGCUCGGGUUCUUCCUUGUUGUCUUCAGUGUCAUUUAUUAUGUUUUUGCUGGUGUGUAUCGACUCAAGAAACCUCAAAGUAGUGUCAUCCAACAAAUAUAUGCUCCAUUGACACAGUGGGAUGAUGUGUCCAGCAGUGACUCUGAAGAUGAUAGACUUUAGAGAGAAAGAGAGCACCCAAUGCACACUGUACUGUAACUCACAUCAACUGUCAUAAUAUUUCCCUUCUCUUGCUUGUUUUAUGUUCUGCUUGGUUCCUUCAUUCUUCUGACAUUUGUGCUGCUUUUACUGUUAUACUACCGCAUUCUCUUUAUGUGUGUGAAAUGAAUUCCUCUUACAUUAACAUUAACUUUUAUUAUUACAUGGUAUUAUUAUAUGAAAGUCAA
Molecule: messenger RNA, 1299 nt
Organism: Amphimedon queenslandica
Lineage: Eukaryota; Metazoa; Porifera; Demospongiae; Haplosclerida; Niphatidae
Product: lens fiber membrane intrinsic protein-like
Exons: 7
Coding region: 473-1075 (200 amino acids)
Cellular component (GO): plasma membrane
Source: RefSeq, a predicted model, not a curated record